UACACGCGUUUUCGCUCGCACAGUAAAUAUUGAAAACACAGCUUUUUUCAGUGAUAAUUCCAGUUCCAUCUAACAAAAAGCGUGUGACGUGAGUAAGACAGUAUAUCGGAUUAUCUCACGGCAAACGGGAAAUGAAUCUUCAGCCGAGGCGCUAAAGGUGAAAAUCAAAGAUGGCAUUGAAUAGUCCGAGCGGUUACCCGCCGCUCUCUCCCAAACCGCUCACACCCAAAAGCCCCAGGCAUUUCAUAUUCCCGCAAAAGAGUCCAUCGAUAACUUCCAGCACCUCUUCCUCUGGGUACUAUACACCCCAAUCUGGUUGCAGUUAUGACAAGCAUGCGCCACCGAAAAGCCCACUCGCGCACGGCCACAGAAGUCCCAUGAGUCCAAGACAUUUCAAUUUCAAUCAGCAAAAGUCACCCUCCGAACGCUCCAGCCCCUGCAAUUUUGAUCGAGCACACGGCCUCCACUACACAACCUCACUAAAACACCAUCGCCGUGAAAAGUCCAGGUCGCCCAAACCCCCACCAGUGCACAUUCACACGAACCCUGGCUACGUCUCCCCGAACCGAACGAGGAAGCUAUACAGUUCCACUUCCACAGUGAGCUCUCCACGGUUGGUGACGUCACCGAGUAUUAUAUCGAGCCACACUGAUGAUUCCACUGACGCGAUGCCAGGGACACCCUCAGCUAUUGUGCAUGACGCUGACGAUGAAGCAACAACCACGUCAUCAAGAGUUUGCCGUAAAUCGACAUCAGACUUGACCGAUUUAACUGAUGAUACGCCUCAAACCCGAUCGACCAGUAUAAGCCGACCAUGCUCGCCGAUGAGAAGGGGAUCUAUGAAAGGAGGAUUAGCUUAUUUAGCGAGUAGACGCGGGUCAAGAGAAUCCACUGUAUCGAAUUGCGACUCAGUGGAGGAUAUCGGGCCUUUGAACUUUCAAAAUACAAUGCGCGGUCGACAGCGGCGAACAUCUAAUUUCCUAGAGUUACCCGUUGUAGAACAUUCGAGACCCCGUGUGUGUUCCCUCCCAGAGAAGCCGUAUAACCCGCGUCUAUCAGACGACCUGUAUAGAUUGAGGACCUUCUCCAUCACAACCAAAGGGGGGGUGGUCAACUGUGGCGACUCGAUCUGCAACCGACGGAGCCGUUCGAAUACUUCUGUCAACUCUACUAAUAGCAGAGCGUCGGACCGGUCGCCGUUCGACGGCUCGUGCUGCUCCGGAUAUCGGCCCGUCGACUCCGGCAGCCUCACCACACCGGAUGAUGAUGAACUAGAUCCGAUACCGAAGUAUCGGGUAGUAUUACUGGGCGAUGCUGGUGUUGGAAAAACAGCUCUUGUAUCACAAUUUAUGACGUCAGAAUAUAUGAAUACGUACGACGCGAGUUUGGUAAAACGUGAUGAUGAAUUUGGGGAGAAAUCAGUGUCGGUGCUUUUGGAUGGAGAGGAAUCGGAGCUGAUAUUUAUCGACCAUCCAAGCACGGAAAUGUCUGUCGAAAACUGUCUAUCAACGUACGAGCCGCACGCGUGCGUGGUUGUAUACUCUGUGGUCGCCAAGAGCUCCUUCACCAGGGCCGCUGAACUGCUGUCCUAUUUAGCAAGGGAGCAGUUCACGGUGGAGAGAACUGUGGUCCUAGUUGGUAAUAAAGCGGACUUGGCACGAGCGAGACAAGUCUCCACUAACGAGGGAAAAGCCUUAGCGACAUCACGGGACUGCAAGUUCAUAGAAACGUCUUCAGGCAUUCAGCAUAAUGUUGAUGAACUGCUUGUGGGAAUCCUGAAACAGAUUAGACUCAAAGAAAGCAGGGACAAGAAACACGCGAAGAAAGUGGGAAAACAGGAAACAAAGCCAUCGAAGCUAGCCAGCUCGCGGACUCAUAUCUCUCUCAGCAUCGCACGUGAAUUGCUGCAAAAGAUUUGCAUCAACGACAUAUCGAAAUCGAAAUCCUGCGAAAAUCUGCACGUACUCUAAAGUAUCUACGUACCCACGUGAAACAUGCAAUA
This is a messenger RNA of Zerene cesonia (dogface butterfly), 2002 nucleotides long. RefSeq lists its product as uncharacterized. The record is from RefSeq and is a predicted model, not a curated record. The transcript has 10 exons. Bases 171 to 1970 code for a protein of 599 amino acids. Gene Ontology annotation, cellular component: plasma membrane. Lineage: Eukaryota; Metazoa; Arthropoda; Insecta; Lepidoptera; Pieridae. Gene Ontology annotation, molecular function: GTP binding; calcium channel regulator activity; GTPase activity.